AUGGCAGCUCAGAUGACUGAUGCUCACCGGCGGUUCUUGCAAGUCCUGAUGUCGCAUGGGAUAAUGGAAGGGUCAGAGGCUAGGAAACUGCACCGGCGCUGCUGUGAAAUUGAUAAAGCCUACUACGCGCACGAUAAACUGGAUGAUUUCGUCAGUGUCAUCAACAGCCACCUCCAGCCGCUGUUCAUGCAGGUCCGCAAGGGCAUGUCGGAGGGCGACGGGCGGGUGCACUACGCUUUGGUGAAUUUGGCAGAAACUGAAAUAACUAAAAUGGCAUCUGACUAUACCGAAAACGAGUUGGAAUUGUUCAGAAAAACGAUGGACCUAAUCAUUUUAUCAGAAAGCGGCUUUGCCUCUUCUACAGAUAUUUUAAACUUGGCUGACCAACUUAAGACAAAGAAAAUGAAGAAAAAGGAGGCGGAACAAGUGCUGAAAGUUUUUGUGGAGGAUAAGUGGCUCUCUGAGAGAAACGGAGAAUACACCCUGCACACGCGCUGCAUAAUUGAGAUGGAACAGUACAUCCUCAGCAACUACCAAGACGUGGCAAGGAAGUGCAACAUCUGCCACAGCCUGGCCAUCCAGAGCCAAGUCUGCGAGUCCUGCGGAACGGGAAUGCAUUUACCUUGCGUCAGGAAGUACUUCAGAGCUCAGACAGAACGACGCUGCCCGCAUUGCAACGACCUCUGGUCUUGCGACAUUCCAGGCAGGAGUCAGAUGGACUCCUCGUCUCCUUCAAAAUCGGGGAGGUCAGAGAAGAGCCCCGUUCUCAGCACCAGACGAUGCUCGUGA
Molecule: messenger RNA, 789 nt
Organism: Eurypyga helias (sunbittern)
Lineage: Eukaryota; Metazoa; Chordata; Aves; Eurypygiformes; Eurypygidae
Gene: NSMCE1
Product: non-SMC element 1 homolog (S. cerevisiae)
Exons: 7
Coding region: 1-789 (262 amino acids)
Biological process (GO): double-strand break repair via homologous recombination; DNA damage tolerance
Cellular component (GO): Smc5-Smc6 complex; nucleus
Molecular function (GO): ubiquitin-protein transferase activity
Source: RefSeq, a predicted model, not a curated record